Molecule: messenger RNA, 2424 nt
Organism: Mollisia scopiformis
Lineage: Eukaryota; Fungi; Ascomycota; Leotiomycetes; Helotiales; Mollisiaceae
Exons: 1
Source: RefSeq, a predicted model, not a curated record
AUGUCAGCACGCAGCGAAGCCCCUUCGGACGAGGGCAUUCUUGGUGAAUCUGCCUACGAGUUCAUCGACACUGACGGCGAGAGUCGUGACGAUGGUGCUACAGAAUCAGUAGCCUCGACUGAUUUCGGGCGGCCAGAUGAUGUUGCGAGCCUGGCAGAUACAGAAGGUAGCGGUGAUGAGAGUGAAGAUGAGGAUCGUCAUGACUCCUCGUCUCCAGCUUAUCCUGGACAUGAACAUGCUGUCGAACAAGCUUUCAAUACUCCUACAAUAGGCCACAGUGCCGCCAUUAUCCUCGAUGACCUCGACAAGCCGCUCGUGCAGUCUAUCGAAUUCGACGAACCUCUCAGCCUUGGGGCAGAAACUGUUUCUGUCAAACACACAGUAGCAGAUCUCAACGAGGAACAAACGGCAGAUGCCCUCAAAGGGAUGAAAGUCCACAACCUUCCGAGCCGCGUUGUUGUUACCAUCUGCCAAACAAUGACCAAGCAAGGCUUAUCGACUCGAGAUCCGCUGAGAAUACUCUAUGUUGGCAGUCACUCUGCUAAGCAAGACAUCAUUCACAAGAUUGCUAGCUCUGUCACAGCUUCGGUUGAGAGCGGCAGACGAGCACAUCAUCUUCGUCACUCCAUGUCACAACUCUAUAAUGUUGUACCAGUGACUGCCUUUGGUUCUGAACGUACUCCUGAGAUCGAGCUUAUGCAUUCCUCUGGCUACCAGAUCAAGGUCGAGGAUUGUAUCUUCGCCCAAAAUUUGAAGUAUGAGGACAAUCCAGAGAAGCCUGACGUGAUCAAGUUGACUAUCGAUGACAACUUUGCAUAUCACUCUGUUCCAGAAGGACAGGGAUUCAUUGUCGAGCCUCACUGGGAGCUGCCACAUGUAGCCGUCUUCUAUUGCUCAGACGAAGAUGACAUCGAGGCACGACGAACUCGAACCAUUGCCCGCAAGUUCAUGAGCCGUCAUAGCAUCCCUUCCAUUGUUAUCUCGCACAGGCAGCUACUCGACCGCGGACAGUGCAUGUCGCUAGACCAGCACUCCAUCCACAUGUGCUUGGAAUCACGAGACUCGAAUGGCAGAGGAAACAUUGUUCAUCAACGACUUCCAAUCGAUCUUGCUUCGUUCUUGAAUAUUGAUGCUCGACAAAUGAAUAGAAAUUUGGCUUACCUUACUGGGUUGCAUGAACCCUCGGAUGCUCCAAUCCCGGCAAUGCCUUCAAAGAAGACGCUUGCCGUGGAUUCUCUCGAUAUCGAGAAGACGACCUAUAGUCUUAGUGAUAGUAUCAGGUCUGUCCGCAAUCGACACGGUGGAGCCAUCUACAGAGCUGUCCUGCCUGUCAGUGUCCUGCUCCUGAGUGUUCUCGCAGCUGUUCUCAGCGGUGUCCCGAGCUACCGAUUCUAUCAAGUCAACUCAGCUCCCGCGAUCUCUGUUAAUAGCAAGGUCAUGCCUGCUGUCUCGAUAUCCUCCACACCGACCACCACAUUAUCCGCGCCAGUUCCGAGUAUAACCUCUGCCUCCACUUCCUUAUCGGUGCAGACACAGACUCGGACGGUUACUGUCACACAAUCUAUAGCCUACUCGUCAGGCCCAAAUAGUCUUUCUGUUCUACCUUCAAUGGAGCUUGGGAAGGUACCGCCACAAGUGCAACAAACCCCAAAGCCGGUCAACAAAUCAUCCUUUUGUACGGCAGAGAUGUUGGGAGACAGAGAAAUCCUGAUCCGUAUUCCGUCAGCUACCAAGCUCAGCUGGCUUUCCAAAGAAGCCAUGUCUGUCAACAUCACCAGAGAUAACGUUACUGUUGAAACUGAACGAGCCUACAGCUCCGACGAAGGGAUUGUACUUCUCCUCCCCAAGAAGGAAGCCUGGGGUGUCCUGAACGUUUCUAUCAUUACCACUAAGAAGCCCAGAGUCAAUGAGACUUUCCAGGUUGACUUUGGUUCUACUGCAUCCCAGGCAUGGCAAAGUCUGAUCAACAAGCUCUCAGCUUUGGUAUCCGAAGAUGGCAGCUUGGUUGAUCCCAAAGUAUUUGCUCAGAUGCGAGAAGCCGCAGAGAACAUGGCUGAAGAAGCCGUGCAUCAAGGGCAAUCAACGCUGUCUCAUAUGGAAGAGUUCAGACGUGUAGCUAUGGAGCAGGCAGCCUCAGCUGGCGCUAGUAUCACAGAGCUUGCCAAGUCUUUGUCUCUCGAAGCCACUAAGCGAAGUGCCAUCCUCUCCAAGGAGGUUGGAAUCCAACUUGCUGAGGUGGAGGCCAAGAUUGCUAAAGUCAAGUCUCUGCAGAACCUCCGGGAGCCUCUUGAUGAGGGACUUGUGAAGGCUCAGAUUCGCUCGAAGUUGUUGUGGUUGAAGCUUCAGGGCAAGGAAGACGAAUAUCGUGCCUACGAGAAACGUGCUGCUGAGGCAACUCGAAAGGGAAGCGUGCAAGCGCCGAAA